Molecule: messenger RNA, 747 nt
Organism: Pediculus humanus corporis (human body louse)
Lineage: Eukaryota; Metazoa; Arthropoda; Insecta; Psocodea; Pediculidae
Product: KH domain-containing, RNA-binding, signal transduction-associated protein, putative
Exons: 4
Coding region: 1-747 (248 amino acids)
Biological process (GO): regulation of alternative mRNA splicing, via spliceosome
Cellular component (GO): nucleus
Molecular function (GO): mRNA binding
Source: RefSeq, a predicted model, not a curated record
AUGGCGUCUGUGGAUAUAAAUGGUUUAAUUAGUAAAACGCAUGAAAACAAAGAAUCAGAAAUUUGUGGUGAUUCAGAUUGUAGUAAAUAUGAUUCGGAAGAUAGUCGGUAUGAUUCAAAAACUCUAGCGUAUAUAGAAAGUCUUGUAAAAGAAAAACACAAUUUAAGCACAGGGACUUAUCCAAACGCCAGCCGUUUACUGGAUGAAGAAUUAAAUAAAACAAAACAAAGUGGCUAUCCGUCGAGGGAUUAUCGAUAUAUUGAUAUAUUUAGAGAAAAACCUGUUAAAGUUGUUGUUAAAGUAUUGGUGCCCUGUAAAGAAUAUCCAAAGUUUAACUUUGUGGGCAAAUUACUUGGUCCUAAAGGGAACACUCUUAGGAGGUUGCAAGAAGAAACAAUGUGUAAAAUGAUUAUAUUAGGCAGGGGUUCUAUGAAGGACAAGACAAAAGAAGAAGAAUUAAGGCAAGGAUUAGAUCCUAAAUUUUCACAUUUAUCUGAUGAUUUACACGUUGAAGUCUCUACUUUGGCUUCUCCAUCUGAAGCACAUGGCAGAAUUGCAUAUGCUUUAAAAGAGCUCAGGAGAUAUUUUAUACCCGAUGCUAACGAUGAAAUUAGUCAAGAACAAUUAAGAGAAUUAGAAAGUUAUGAAUUAAUGGAAGGAAAUGGAGAUUCAGAGUCUAAAUCUAGAACAAAAACACAGACUGCCUUUAGAGGUGAAGUAAAUACACUUUUUUAUAUACAUAUAUAA